Molecule: messenger RNA, 1716 nt
Organism: Didymella exigua CBS 183.55
Lineage: Eukaryota; Fungi; Ascomycota; Dothideomycetes; Pleosporales; Didymellaceae
Product: ATP-dependent DNA helicase recQ
Exons: 4
Coding region: 117-1577 (486 amino acids)
Biological process (GO): double-strand break repair via homologous recombination
Cellular component (GO): RecQ family helicase-topoisomerase III complex; chromosome; cytoplasm
Molecular function (GO): 3'-5' DNA helicase activity; nucleic acid binding; ATP binding
Source: RefSeq, a predicted model, not a curated record
GUCCGGUAAACAACGAUGAUUUUGCGAACGUCCGAGUCAUCACCUCUCAUCGUUUGCGUACAGCGGUAGCGCCAAAGUUUGUUGCAACUAUCAGCGAUCUGCGCAUGGUUCUCAAAAUGCCCGGAAAGAGGAAGAGACCGUAUUCGAAUGUUGACUUCACGUUGAAGAGGGUGUUCAAGAAGCCAUGUUUCCGUCCUCUGCAACGCGAAGUUAUCAUGGCGACAUUAGAGGGCGAAGAUGUCUUUCUGCAAGCAGCUACAUCAUUUGGCAAAAGCCUGUGCUACCAGCUGCCAGCUGUGGUCGAUCUCGGCAUUACUAUUGUCGUUUCUCCGCUUUUGGCGCUCAUGAACAAUCAAGUCGCGUCUAUGCGCAACUCACGCAUCAAAGUCGAGACAGUCAACAGCACAACUCAACGACAUGAGCGGGAACGCAUAUUGGCAGACCUCCAAUGUGGCCAUCCUUUGACCAGGCUCCUCUACGUAACUCCAGAGUACUGCGUAACAGACCACUUCCGCAAAAUACUCCGCCUCAUUCAUUCGCAGAAAGAGCUCGCACGUGUAGCAGUCGACGAGGCCCACUGUGUCAGUGAAUGGGGCCACGACUUCAGACCAUCGUUUCAACAGCUCUCCUUCUUCAAGCUGGAGUUUCCGGACGUCCCAGUCAUAUGCCUCACAGCCACAGCGACCUCCCGCGUGCGCGACGACAUCAUCAAGACUAUGGCUCUCGAUCCUCUCAAGUUACGCGUCUUCCGUAUGAGCACCAGCCGCCCUAAUCUGCACUACGAAGUACGUUUCAAGUGCGAUGCAGACGACCACUACACCGACUUUCUCUCCUGGCUCAAGAAGAUCCACGACCGUCGCGCCAACUCGGAGCGAGCCAGCCAGCUUGCCACCCAGCAACAACGCACUAAUAACGUUUCUGGAAUCAUAUAUACCCUCUUUCGCAAAGAUUGCGAGUCACUCGCCGCGCGCCUCCGCAGCGACGGCAUCGGCGCAAAGCCCUACCACGCCGGACUUCCUCACACGGAGCGCACCGACACGCUGCACGGCUGGGUCGCCAACAAAGAAGGCUACGACGUCGUCGUCGCCACAACAGCAUUCGGCAUGGGCAUCGAUAAAGAAGACGUCCGCUUCGUGGUGCACUGGCAGAUACCCAAGUCGUUCGAAGGCUUCUAUCAGGAAGCCGGGCGCGCUGGCCGAGACGGCAAAGCCAGCAUGUGCAUACUGUAUUACGGUCGGGAAGACCGUGACCGUGCUGCGUCGCUUAUGGCGAGAGAUCAGGCGAGGCAGCCGACGAAGGGCGACGGAAGGGCUGCGCAGCGGCAGCAGAUUCUCAAUCGCGCGAAGAGCUUGCAGGAGCUUGUCGACUACUGCGAGGCGACGAAUAAGUGCCGGCAUAAGAUUAUUGCGAGGUAUUUUGGCGAUACGGAGGAUCCGCCGUGUGACUUUGCGUGUGACUGGUGCAAGGAUGCGGAGGCGCUUGUCAGGAGGAAGGAAAAGGGGUUGGCAAGCGAGGAGUGGUGCAGUACGCAGCGAGAGAUGGGCAGGUAUGAAGGGGAUUACGAUGAGUAUGACUGAGAGAGCGAGAAGUGUCUGAGCGUUGUUGCAUGAUGCAUGGGACUGGCGUAUGACCAAUAUGCGCAGUGCUUUACUACGACAUAAUGAUUCAGUGAAGACAACAGAAAGUAUCAGAAGAACACAAGUCGUUAUUUCGGGC